AUGAAGAUAGAAAAGUUGAGAGAAAAGAUCACUUCAUUCCGGCAAAAGUACGAUGAGUCAUUUGCCGAAGCUUGGAAGAGAUUUACAGACUUGCUAAGGAAAUGCCCAAGUCAUGGUCUAGCUCCGGGGCAUGAUCUUUUGAAGUUCUACAAGGGACUUAAUCAUGAAGGCACAUGCUUGGUUACUGCAGGUUCAAGUGGGAACUUGGACGAUUUGACACAUGAUGAGGUGAGGGCACUAUUUCAGAGAUUGGCUAACAAUCAAAGGAACUGGCAUAAUCCAAGAAAGGGGGGUGCAGGAGAUACAUUUGGUGCAACUAAGGAGUCGGAAAGAGUAUCAACUAUAGAGGCUCAAAUGGCUGAUUUUAGUACUCAAAUAUCUUCAAUGACGAAAGCUGUCAAAUCCUUGCAAUUGACUCCCCAACCUCAAGCUGCGCCUGUGAUGAAAUGUGGAGUGUGCCAAGGAGGACAUUAUACAGAUCAAUGUCCUAGUUUGCAAGGAGCACCAGUGGAGGAUGUAAAUUAUAUUGGUAACCGUCAAGGUUUUAAACAAGGUAAUCAGUACGGGAAUCAACAAAACUGGAGGCCUCAACAAGGAAACUGGAAUCAAGUCAGUUCUAGCAACACUGCAGGAAAUCAAUGGAGAAGCAAUACCCAACCUCCGGGUUUUGAGAAGAAGUUAUCACAUGAAGAUCAAUUGGGACAGAUUUUCUCUUUUAUGACUAAGAGUCAAAAGGAGAAUGAGAAUUUCAGAGAUAAAACUGUGGAGAAGUUUGGACAGCUUGAGGCUACUAUGAGGACUCUUGAGACUCAAAUUGGGCAGCUUGCUACAGCAUCUCAUACAAGAAUUCCUGCAACUAUUCCGAGUGAUACUGUGCCCAAUCCCAAAGGUAACGAACAUUGCAAGGUAGUUACAUUGAGAAGUGGUCGUGAGUUGGGUUCUACACCAUUAAUGGACGGCCAAGGGGCGGACGAGGCAUGUAAGGGAAGUCCCGAGUUGGUGCAUGGGGCCCAACAUGGUCAAGAACAGGCUGCAUCCGGCAGCAAGGAACAUGGUGAAGAAUCCGAUUCUAGUGGAAAGUUUUCAGCAGAAGAGAAAGGAAAGAAGAUAGUAGAGAUGGAAUCAAAGAGAAAGAUGAUGACAAGUCCGGCACAAGAUCCUAAGAGCAAGUUUAACUUCCCAGAUCAUAUUCCUCCUCCACCAUAUCCACCUAAGAGGAAGAAAAGAGUCCCAAAAGAGAAAAGUUUUGAGUGGAUGAUGAAUGUAAUCCGUAAAGUGAAUGUGGAUGUGUCAUUAGUGGACCUCUUCACUAAUUUUCCCAAGUUCUCCAAGUUUUUCAAGGAUAUGAUGGCAAACAAGGAGAAACUACAAGAUGAGGGGAUAGUUGCUUUGAGCAUGAAUUGCUCACAAUUGAUUUCAGGAAUGAUGCCAAUGAAGAAGAGGGACCCCGGAAGUUGUGUGAUUCCUUGUGAGAUCGGCAAUACAAUCUUCACAAAAUGCUUAUUGGAUCAAGGCUCGGGGAUCUCACUUAUGGCAUUGAAAACUGCACGUGCCAUUGGACUAGAGGAUAGGAUGGAGCCUAUAGACAUUGCUCUACAAUUGGCCGAUCACUCGAUAGUGAAGCCUAGUGGAAUAGUAGAGGAUGUCUUGGUCAAAGUCGACAAAUUCAUCAUCCCUGUUGACUUUAUAGUUUUGGAUAUGCCCGAGGACAAAGAGGUACCAAUUCUAUUUGGUAGACCAUUUCUUGCCACGGGAGAUGUGUUGCUUGGAGUAAAAGACAACUCUGUUACAGUCAGAAUUAAUGGUGAGCAAGUGACCAUUAAUGUGGAGAAGGCAAUGAAGCACCCUAGUGAUGCCAAUGCGUGUUUUAGAGUUGAUGUCCUCGAUAAAUGCAUAUUUGACAAGAUGUGUUGCUCAUCAAGAAUUGAAGGAAGUGUAUAUGAGAAAGGGAGCUUGGAGAGAGAUUUUGGUUCGACAAUCAAAGUAAAUUUUGAUGAAACAAAAGAUUAUCAAGUUGAUCAACCACAUCUGGAAAAUGAAUGUGUGGUGGAUACUUUUGUGACAGAUGUGAAACCUUCAAUUAAAGUACCACCAAAGCUAGAAUUGAAGCCCCUCCCGAAAAAUUUAAAAUAUGUCUUCCUUGGUGAUGAUGAAACUUUACCGGUUGUGGUAUCGGCUGAGUUGAAUAAUGAAGAAGAAUCCAAGUUAAUAGAGCUACUUAAGUUGCACAAGCAAGCUCUAGGAUGGUCUAUAGCCGAUAUCAAAGGAAUUAGCCCGGCGAUAUGCAUGCAUAAAAUCUUGAUGGAAGAUGGAGCUAAGCCGGUAAGAGAGAGACAAAGAAGGUUGAACCCACUUAUGCAAGAAGUGGUGGAAAAAGAAGUGAAGAAAUUGUUGAAAUUUGGGAUGAUCUAUCCUAUAUCCGAUAGUGAGUGGGUUAGCCCGGUGCAAUGUGUACCCAAGAAAGGAGGAAUAACCGUGACAGUCAAUGAAAAGAAUGAAGUCUUAGCAACUCGAUUGGUGAAUUCAUGGAGAGUUUGUAUGGACUACAGAAGAUUGAAUAUGGCGACAAGAAAAGAUCAUUUUCCGUUGCCAUUUUUGGAUCAGUUGCUUGAUAGGAUUGCUGGUUAUUCUCAUUACUAUUUCUUGGAUGGAUAUUCGGGGUAUAAUCAGAUUGCAAUUGCCCCGGAAGAUCAAGAAAAGACGACAUUCAUUUGCCCUAUUGGUACUUAUGCCUUCCGCCGGAAGGCAUUUGGGUUGUGCAAUGCCCCAGCUACAUUUCAACGUUGUAUGAUGGCAAUAUUCUCCGAUAUGAAUGAGGACAUUAUGGAGAUCUUCAUGGAUGAUUUCUCCGUGUUUGGCUCAUCUUUUGACUGUUGUUUACACAACUUGAGUCGUUUGGGAUUGGAGAUGGAUAAGGCUAAGAUUGAAGUAAUUUCCAAGUUACCUCCUCCAACAAAUGUGAAGGGCAUCCGUAGUUUCCUUGGUCAUGCGAGAUUCUACCGAAUAUUCAUAAAAGAUUUUUCAAAAAUUGCAAAACCUCUUUGCAAUCUACUUGAGAAGGAUGCCAAGUUCGUCUUUGAUGAUAAAUGCCUUGAGGCAUUUGAUUUGCUCAAGAAGAAGCUAGUCGAAGCUCCUAUUAUUAUCACACCUGAAUGGUCAAAACCAUUUGAGUUGAUGUGUGAUGCUUCGGACUACGCCGUGGGAGCCGUUUUAGGCCAAAGAAGAGAGAAGGUCCUACAUGCCAUCUACUAUGCUAGCAAAGUACUCAACGAUGCCCAAUUGAACUACACCACGACGGAGAAGGAAAUGUUAGCAGUUGUGUAUGCUUUUGAGAAGUUUCGUGUAUAUUUACUUGGCACGAAGGUGGUAGUGUUCACGGACCAUUCAGCUAUCAAAUAUUUGAUGAACAAGAAAGAUGCAAAACCUCGUUUGGUGAGAUGGGUCCUAUUAUUACAAGAAUUUGAUGUGGAAAUCAAAUAUAAAAAUGGGACCGAGAAUUUGGUAGCUGAUCAUCUUUCUAGAUUAGAAGGCGCGGAAGAAACGGAAGAUGAGAAAAAGAAAAGGAUCAAUGAAAAAUUUCCCGAUGAGCAAGUGUUGCAAUUGGAAGCUCGGGAAACAUAUGUGCCGUGGUUUGCUAACUUGGCAAACUACCUUGUCACGGGCAUUAUAACCGAAGGGUUUUCUUCUAACCAAAAGAAGAAAUUUUUGAGUGAUACCCGCAUGUAUGUUUGGGAAGAUCCAUUUCUCUUCCGUAUUUGUAGUGAUGGAGUCAUUCGAAGGUGUGUUGGAGAGCAUGAGCACCUUCAGAUUUUAUGUGACAGUUGCCAAAGAACCGGGAAUAUCUCUUGGAGGAAUGAAAUGCCGAUGAACAAUAUCCAUGAGGUGGAGCUCUUUGAUGUUUGGGGAUUAGAUUUCAUGGGGCCUUUUCCCAAGUCUAAUGGGAAGCAAUAUGUCUUAGUUGCGGUGGACUACGUUUCUAAGUGGGUAGAGGCUGAGGCAUUGCCUACCAAUGAUGCUAAAGUGGUAUUGAGAUUCAUCAAGUCUCAUAUUUUCAACCGUUUUGGAACACAUCGAGCCAUGAUUAGUGAUGGAGGUACUCAUUUUUGCAAUAAGUUGUUUGCAAACCUCCUUGGAAAAUAUUGUGUUCAACAUAAAGUUGCUACCCCUUAUCAUCCCCAAACAAGUGGCCAAGUGGAAGUCUCCAAUCGUGAGAUUAAAAGAGUUCUUGAAAAGGUGGUGAAGCCGUCGCGAAAAGAUUGGUCUCAAAAGCUAGAUGAUGCCUUAUGGGCAUAUCGAACGGCUUAUAAAACUCCUAUUGGAACUUCCCCUUACAAGAUGGUGUUUGGAAAGGCAUGUCAUUUGCCGGUUGGGCUUGAGCAUAAGGCGUUUUGGGCCUUGCAAAUGCUGAAUUUAGACUAUGAUUCGGCAACUAACAAAAGGAUGCUUGAGUUGAAUAUCAUGGAUGAGUUUAGGUUGAAUGCUUAUGAGAGUGUUGAUCUCUAUAAGGAGCGGGCAAAGAAGAUUCAUGAUGCAGCCAUCAAACCUCGUCGAUUCCAUGAAGGACAGUUGGUCCUAUUGUACAAUUCUCGGUUGAAGCUUUUUCCGGGAAAACUCAAGUCAAGAUGGUGGGGUCCGUUUGUUGUGCACAAAGUGUAUCCUUAUGGUGCAGUGGAUAUUCGUGAUCCUAAGUCCAAUGAUGUAUGGAAGGUGAAUGGUCAGAGGUUGAAGGUUUAUCUAGGCGGUGACCUGUUGAAGGAAGAAAGGGAGGCGGUCGUACUACAAGAUUCACAAGUGUAG
This is a messenger RNA of Salvia hispanica, 4797 nucleotides long. The record is from RefSeq and is a predicted model, not a curated record. NCBI's taxonomy places the organism in Eukaryota, Viridiplantae, Streptophyta, Magnoliopsida, Lamiales, Lamiaceae.